This is a messenger RNA of Ctenopharyngodon idella (grass carp), 829 nucleotides long. Its product is annotated as transcriptional and immune response regulator-like. Gene Ontology annotation, molecular function: Notch binding. Lineage: Eukaryota; Metazoa; Chordata; Actinopteri; Cypriniformes; Xenocyprididae. Bases 155 to 457 code for a protein of 100 amino acids. The transcript has a single exon. Gene Ontology annotation, cellular component: cytosol; nucleus. Gene Ontology annotation, biological process: negative regulation of Notch signaling pathway; endothelial cell activation involved in immune response. The record is from RefSeq and is a predicted model, not a curated record.
CAAACCGUUUAUAUGAUGUCACCUCAAAAGGGAAUUCUCGCUCUGUCAGUCAGUCCCCUAUAAAACCGGCAGUUAUCUUCAAUGCUGGAGUCACUGAGAGCACAGCCGCUGCUAUCAGACAUAGGACAUCUCGAAAACUAUCUUUUCUGCCGACAUGUCUUCAUACGCGUCUUCAGACUCGCGUCGCGUCAGUCCCGCAGUGAGCGGCGUCAAAUUCGACACGGCGCACCGCAAGAAAGCGUCGCCGAACAUCUUUGAGAACAUCAACCAGGAUGUGCUGGUGAAACUCUUCGAGAAAGCAGGAGACCUGAAGGCGGUGGAGAGAGCCAGGAGCAUCCACGCGCUGUACCAGGAUCCCGAGGGCAUCUCCAAAGCACUUAUGGCUCUUCAGCAGGACAAGAAGGACAAAUUUAUGCUUAUUACUGGACUGACGCGCCAGUCGACGAAGUUUCGUUGAGGGAAGUUUUCGUCGGGAAGCUGUGCAGAUAUGUGCACAGAUAAAAAGACCGUGAUCACUCGGCACAUGUUGGAGGCUGGUGUUCUUCAAGACUUCGUGCUGAACUUGAUGGCGUCCUACCAGAGUCGUGUUGGUGUGCUGUGAAAAUAGAGAACUGAUCCAGUGACUGAAAUGAUCCAGACCAACGAAGGUUGAGCUUGAAGACACCUGAGUAUUGAUGCUUCUUGUGUUGACACACCAUGCAGGACAUUUGAAAUAUGAUGCCACGGGCGAAAUUUGAUUAUGAAGAGGCUCAGUAUCAGCAGUGUCUAUUGCAAUGUAACAGUCUACUUGGGAAAAAAAAAAAUGAAUAAAAUUGUUUUGAUAAUCUAA